Acomys russatus (golden spiny mouse) is the source of this 801-nucleotide messenger RNA. RefSeq names its product glutamine amidotransferase class 1 domain containing 3 (gene Gatd3). Bases 1 to 801 code for a protein of 266 amino acids. Lineage: Eukaryota; Metazoa; Chordata; Mammalia; Rodentia; Muridae. The transcript has 7 exons. Gene Ontology annotation, cellular component: mitochondrion. The record is from RefSeq and is a predicted model, not a curated record.
AUGGCCGCGGUCAGGGCUCUGGUGGCGCCGAGACUGGCUUCUGCGCUCUUACCGAUUUCGGGAAGCCACCGGCUUCCCUCCCAGCGCUCAGCCCUUCACGGCUCCGCACCGCGGCCCGGGGCCAGGGUGGCAUUGGUGCUGUCGGGCUGCGGAGUCUAUGACGGGACCGAGAUCCACGAGGCCUCAGCGAUCCUGGUGCACCUGAGCCGAGGCGGGGCUGAGGUCCAGAUCUUUGCUCCUGAUGUCACUCAGAUGCAUGUGAUUGACCACACCAAGGGGCAGCCUUCUGAGAGCGAGAGCAGGAAUGUUUUGACCGAGUCAGCCAGGAUUGCUCGAGGCAAGAUCACCAGCCUGGCCCAGCUCAGUGCUGCCAACCAUGAUGCCGCCAUUUUCCCAGGAGGCUUUGGAGCUGCCAAAAACCUGAGCACGUUCGCCGUGGAUGGGAAGGACUGCAAGGUUAACAAGGAAGUAGAACGCGUCCUGAAGGAAUUCCAUGGGGCCAGGAAGCCCAUUGGUUUAUGCUGCAUCGCUCCUGUCCUCGCAGCCAAAGUGAUCAAAGGUGUCGAGGUCACCGUGGGCCAUGAGCAAGAGGAGGGCGGCAAGUGGCCUUAUGCUGGAACUGCAGAAGCCAUCAAAGCCCUGGGUGCCAAGCACUGUGUGAAGGGGGUGACCGAAGCUCACGUAGACCAGAAAAACAAGGUGGUCACGACCCCGGCCUUCAUGUGUGAGACCGCUCUCCACCACAUCCAUGACGGGAUUGGGGCCAUGGUGAAGAAAGUGCUGGAACUCACAGGAAAAUAA